Penaeus chinensis is the source of this 2960-nucleotide messenger RNA. Its product is annotated as tyrosine-protein phosphatase Lar-like. Gene Ontology annotation, molecular function: protein binding. The transcript is spliced from 11 exons. Lineage: Eukaryota; Metazoa; Arthropoda; Malacostraca; Decapoda; Penaeidae. The coding region runs from base 185 to 1780 and encodes 531 amino acids. The record is from RefSeq and is a predicted model, not a curated record.
UGUCCAGAUGCCAACCUGUUCGUUUGUGAGAGUCGAGGGAAGGGUGUGGGUGCUGCGGACUGCCUGUCUACACGAGUGCCGAAAGGGUGCUCCGAACGGCCGUGUUUAUGAUUCACUGUAGAACCUAGGCUUGUCUUGUCUACCUUUAGCUCCGACCUUCCUGACCUUGACUUUAACAGCCGGCAUGGAGGUCAGCAAGAGCACUUCUGCCUUCGUCUUCUUUGCUUUUUUGGGCGUCGUGGCCAGCUUAAAGAACAUAAGAGCGUCAGUCAUCACAGCCACUUUCAUCCAGUUGGAAUGGGAGAGUGACAAGAACGAGAAUGGUUUGAUACCUGAAUAUGCCGUCAGUUGGGGAAGGAACUCUUAUUUACAGACCAACACCACAACUGCGAGACUAAUGGAUCUAGAACCCGGCAGAAGGUACACCAUCACGAUAGAGAGAAUUAACCAGGGAAACGAUAGUCGGCUGUUGAGACAGAUCGAGGUUCGGACAGCGUCGCUGAAGUUGUCCCUGCAGCGACCGAACUAUCUCCGGGUAGCGUGGGACUCGACCUUCCAGAAUCUGAAAGCAGUUCAAGUGACGUACAGAGUGGAGUUGGCAAUAGGAUCCAGAGUGCCUUCAAGUUCCUACACAUCCAACGAGAUCAAAAUUGUGAACUCGACUACGGCUAAAAUAUUGGAAACGCUCGUCCCAUACUAUGUAAGAAUGACAGUCUGCCUUCAGGCUCGACAGCAGAGAGGUGGAUGGUCCAAGAAAAUAUGUGAUUAUUUCGCAACAAAUCCUGGAACGCCAGGACCUGUAAGAAACCUGAAGAUUACCCCGGAUGUUCAUUCCUUAGGACUGACCUGGGAAGACCCGGAUGACACUCCUCCCACAGGAGAACUGGACAGGGUGAAUAUAGAAGUGAGCAACACAUGCAAGACAUUGCUCAUGUUUCAUAAGAAUAUUCAUAAUUUGGUUCGCGACUACGGAAAGAGGUCCUUCACCGUCACUCUUCUCCAACCCGAUUCAGACUAUACUAUUCAGGUGAGCGCCUUAAACAAAGGAUAUGGAAACUACAAAGGUGUGACAUUAAACGCACACACUCUUCCUGGGGUCCCGUCGUCGCCACGAGCUCUCCUUGCCCUGCCCUGGAGUAGCACACAGGUCCUCCUUUCGUGGGCGCCGCCAGACGAACCUAUGGGUACCCUUCUCAACUACACCGUCUGGGUUAAUGGAAAGGUCAACACAUGCAAAGAGAACACGCUCCAAUUGCAUCGGUGCAAGAUGGCCUCACCCCUGAAGAGAACUAUCUCGCUGAAGUGGCAGCGUGCAACAAACUUCAUUGCGGCAGAGUGGUUGCAAAAGAGGUCGCCAUGCCAUCUGCAAGAGUCCUCCCAGUGUGGAUCCCAGUCCUAUUCGCCUCGCUUCUGUUCAUCGUCCUCGGGCCUUUGCUCUUCAUGCUGUGGUCUGUCUCAAGGCUUUGUGGAUAUGCGAAGCAAGAAAGUGCUGGAGCGUUUAAAUGAAAACAAAGAUAUUAGACGACCUGGAGAAGAAGCAGUUUUGGCCACAGAUAGGCCAGCCGAGAACCAGACGUCAAAUCCUGAUUUGCAUGAGUACGAAAGUCCAUACACCCUGAAUGUUAUUUACAAACCUCAAGUGAGCCAAGAUAAUACUCUUUUAGGCGAUAAUCAGAGGCAAAACAAUGUCAGUGAUGCUGCCUAUGCCAACAUACCUGCAGUCAGUGAGCAUUAUUAUGCAAAUAUUCAAGUAACGUCUGCUGAUGUUAUUUCACACUGACUGGCCACGCAAAAAAAAAAAUUGCCGCCAGGAGUUAUUACUUAGCAAGCAGUUGUCUUUGCAUUCUCUGUCCAGUCAAAUCAUUCUGGCUAAAGAAAUGAAAAUCAAUUGGUCCAGAGGUGCUAAUUAUAUUACUCAACACUGUCACCAUAAUUAUCUGUAAAUAAAGAUGCAAUAUAGUUGUAAACAGUGCCCUGUUUGUGUUAAUUAUUCUGGCUUAAUAUUUAGUCGUUGAUGGAAGCUCGUCGUUGAACUGACAAACUAAAUGCUUCUCAGUGUGCGUUUCUUUUUUAAGUCUCUGUGUGUCUCUGUGCGUUUGUAUAUGCAUUUGCUUAUGUGAAAGUAAAAGUGCACCAUGUCUGCCGCAGUUUUAGCCAUAUAAUGCAACAUGUUCACCUAAAUGCGUCUUGGAACUAUAUAUAUGUAUAUAUAUAUAUAUAUAUAUAUAUAUAUAUAUAUAUAUAUUACACACAAACACCCACACUCAUAUAUAUAUAUAUAUAUAUAUAUAUAUAUAUGUUUGUGUGAACCACCAACACUAUGAUGUCAACAUAGCGCCACUGCAUCGGUGAUAGCACGAUUAGAAAAAAAAUAUAUAUGUAUAUAUAUAUAUAUAUAUAUUUAUAUAUAUAUACAUAUACACUGUGUAUAUAUACAUACAUGCAUAUAUAUCUCUAUGACGUGUAUAUAAGCACGAUUCGUGUAAGCCACGUGGUCUAUUGGUCUAGUGGUGUGGCCAAGCAAUAUGACGUGUUAUUUUUUUUAUUUUUUUUUGAGGGGGGGGGGGGCGGGGUCCAGUCUUCCCGUUUAACCUUUUUGUUUAUUGUGACGUUUCUUCUAAUAUGCGUAAAGUGUCCUGAUAUUAUAAAGUAUUAUUCUUUGAUUUUCUUUAUUUUGUAUUCGUCCUAGUUUACUAAAUACUGUAUUUUUUUGAGUGUUUCAAAAUGUUUCGAUUAUUUUACACUUAUCAUUUUUCGCUAGCUCCAUAUUUUUUCGAUAUUUCAUUUUGAACUUGAAUCUUUUUUUAAAAUCUUUUCCUGUGCCAUUUGUCAAUAUAUAUAUAUAUAUAUUUAAUUGUGCAAUGUAAAACCAUAUGCUUUACAUAUAUGAAAGAUGCUUAGUUCGUGACGUAAUUAAUGAUGUCACAAACAAUAUAAAUAUACCCAGUCUGAACCUGUUA